CCCUUUAGAUCUCAUAUAUCAGUUGAUUUCAAGACUCUACCCAUAAAAAGUUUAAAAAUUUGUUCUGUGAAACUUUUCGGUAAAAAUUUAGAAAAACCAAAAAAUAAAAAUAUUGAAAAACAAAAAAAAUUUAAAUAUUCAAGAUAUAAUAGAUAGAGUACAUACCUGAGCACCAGUUCCAGAAUGAGUUAUACCCAUCUGUUGCGCCAUCAGAACGUGGUCGACGACUGCCAGCGGGUGAGUUGCAAUCGAGGUCCUGGCUGCGCCCUGUCCGGACGAUGUGUCAUCUCGCGGGACAUCGUCCUCGGCUGCGAAAUGGAGCUCUCCGAUCCGGACCUGCCCUAUAUGCUGGAGCCCACCUGGAGCGUCUAUCUGCGCUCUGGGCCGGAUGGCGGCGACCUGUCCAAGUUCGUGCAACGCGUCUCCUUCCGGAUGUCGCCGAAGCUGCCGCUCCGGUUGCAUGUCGCCGAUACGGCUCCGUUCGAGAUUAGCGAGGUCCUCGGCAGCGAUUUCCCGGUGGAGGUGCAGGUCCAGUAUAUCGAUGCUCGGAUGACGCCCACCACCUACAUCUUCCGGCCACGGGCCGUACGCGAAGGACACGGUGGCCAGCGCGAGGAGAUGCACGACAAGAUGAUCUUCGUGAAUCCCUCGCCGGCGAUGCGACUCAACCUGCAGCCGUUGCCAGUGCCCGGGGCGAUGGGAGUGGCCGGUGACGUCGGUGCAUCCAAGAUGGGGCUAACCGCGACCUUGGGACGGGACGACGACUUCGGGGGCGGGGAGGAGGAGCGCGAGGAGGUGGGCGACUCGCCACGUCGCUCCGAGCACCAGUUGUCCAGCGAAUAUCUUCUCAAGAAACGCUUCGGAGGAAUCUAAUGGAAAUCUUUCACUUUUCACUCUUUUUUGGUCUAUGUGGAGUAUGAGCCGCGAUUCACUGUUUAAUUCAGAGAUCAUAUAGAAUCCAUAAAUAAAUAAUCAAAAAUUAUAUAAUACACGA
This is a messenger RNA of Drosophila ananassae, 994 nucleotides long. RefSeq lists its product as uncharacterized. Lineage: Eukaryota; Metazoa; Arthropoda; Insecta; Diptera; Drosophilidae. The transcript has a single exon. The record is from RefSeq and is a predicted model, not a curated record. Gene Ontology annotation, biological process: regulation of DNA-templated transcription. The coding region runs from base 184 to 873 and encodes 229 amino acids.